Molecule: messenger RNA, 2694 nt
Organism: Temnothorax curvispinosus
Lineage: Eukaryota; Metazoa; Arthropoda; Insecta; Hymenoptera; Formicidae
Exons: 2
Coding region: 1-2694 (897 amino acids)
Source: RefSeq, a predicted model, not a curated record
AUGCUGAUGUAUAGCGUCGCACAAAGGCUUGAUCCCGCCACUCGGAAAGCGUGGAAACUAAAGGGUGGGGAUGACGCGCGAAUCCCAACAUUCAGCGAACUCGACCGAUUCCUCGAUUCUCGUGCUCGCGCGCUCGAAGAAUUGCAUCCCGCGAAUGUAGACAAACAAGCUCGCGCGCAGAAGGCGACCAACGCUACAGCAUCGGGAGCUUCUUCAAUUUCGUGUCCGCUUUGUAAAGCAUCUCACUUCCUACACAAAUGUCAAGUCUUUCUGAAGAAGAAUCCGAGUCAACGAUUGGAAGCAGUAAAAAAGGCGAAUCGCUGUGUAAAUUGCCUAAGCGACAAACACGCCGUACAAUUAUGUCAAAGCAAAUAUUCGUGCCGAACAUGUCGCAAAAGGCAUCAUUCGAUGUUGCACGUCGACUCGGACACUUCUACCACGAAAGAUACUUCCACCGCGAAAGAUACGCCUGCCGCGGAAAAUACUUCUGUCGCGACCGCAUCGAUCCACGAUGCCGCGCCCAUCACGACAUUAUUCUCGAGCGCGAAAGUGUCGUCGAUGCCUCCCGUGUUGCUCGCGACGGCAAGAGUAAGAGUCGGGUUUCCCUCCGAAUCUCCGAACGGUCGUACUCGCGUCGUUCGAGCGCUUCUCGAUCAAGGAUCAGAGAUGACCUUUAUUACCGAACGAUUGAGGCAAGGCUUAAGAUUGCGUCGCGUUAGAAUGCCUGUCUCGAACUCCGCAAUCGGAGGCGUCGACGCCGGAACAUGUCGAUACGCGGCCGAAAUUCAGAUCUCGCCGAUCGGCCAAACUUCUCUCGCGUUCAAGACCACUGCGUCCGUCAUGACAAACUUAACGAAAUACACUCCGUCGCCCGUAACGUCGCCCGUCCAAUGGAGCCAUGUAGCCGAUCUCGCGCUCGCGGAUGCGGAUCCUACGAAUUCGGACCCCAUUGACAUACUCAUCGGUGCCGACCUGUACGGCGAUUUGCUGCUCGACGGCAUUCGAAAGGGCUCCCGCAGUCAACCCCUCGCGCAGAAUACCGUUCUCGGUUGGGUGCUGUCCGGCCCCGCGGCUGACCCACAAGCUCGUCCUCGAACAGUCACGACUCAGCAUUGUUCUAAUACCCCGUCUCUCGACGAGGAACUCCGACGCUUCUGGGAAAUCGAAAAAAUCCCUCGCGCCAUUCCACUGAGUCCGGAGGAGCAACAGUGCGAAGAUCACUUCCUCGCCACUCAUUGGCGCCGCUCCGACGGACGAUACGUGAUUCGCUUUCCGUUCAAAACCGGUCCCCCAAUCGAGAUCGGUAAUUCUUAUCACUCAGCCGAGCGACAGUUGAGAGGUCUUGAACGCAGAUUAAACGCCGAUGAGAGAGUAGCGACGGAAUACCGCGCCUUUAUGGAGGAGUACGAGCGACUCGGGCAUAUGAAGCGUGUACCGCACGACGCAGACGCGUCAUCUCAACACGUUUACAUUCCGCAUCACCCCGUGAUUCGCGAAAGUAGCACCACUACUCGGUUACGGGUCGUUUUUAACGCGUCGAAUCCAACGAGCAGCGGCACGUCGCUGAAUGACCACUUGCUAACCGGGCAAAAGUUGCAGACCGACUUAGCUGCCAUUCUACUAAGAUGGAUGCUACCUCGAUACGUGUACUCCGCGACAUUACAAAAAUGUAUCGUCAAAUCGAAAUCGAUCCUCGUGACGUCAACUAUCAGCGAAUCCUAUGGGUGGGUCACGCCCGUGACAAUAAACGCAAAGAUCUUUCUGCAACAACUCUGGCAGGCGAAAGUGGAAUGGGACGAAGCCAUCGCGGACGACCUUUUCGCGCAGUGGAAGACGACUCACGCAUCCCUGGCGACGAUCAAUGGUCUUCACGUAGACCGAUGGGUACGAUACGGUUCCGACACGGCGAACUGCGAACUUCACGGCUUCUGCGACGCUUCCACCACCGCGUUCGCGGCCGCAGUUUAUAUUCGCGUCACCUCCGUGACAGGCGAGACCACUUCCAGGCUGCUCAUCGCCAAGUCAAAGGUCGCUCUGAUCAAAUCCUUAAGUAUUCCUCGGUUGGAAUUAUCUGCUGCCGUUUUAUUGGCUUGGCUGCUAGAAUUCGUGCGAUCAUCGCUACAACUGACUACCAUACCUUGCUUCUGCUGGACGGACGCUCUCGUCGUGCUAGCAUGGGUGACUCAACACCCUUCAAAGUGGAAAACUUUCGUUGCUAAUCGCGUCUCAGAGAUACAAUCCCGCGUCCCGUUCGCUACCUGGAGACACGUGCCAACCGAAGACAAUCCGGCCGACUGCGCUUCUCGCGGCAUUCUUGGAUGCCAUCUCGCGUCCCACCAUUUGUGGUGGCAGGGGCCUUCGUGGCUGAGACGUCCUACGAUUGAGUGGCCCGCUCAACGCGAACCGUCGUCUCCCGAUACGACGCUCGAGCAGAAUCCGCGCGUCACCACGCACAUAGUAAAGCCGGUCGAAAAGUGGGACUUAGCGGCACGAUACUUGUCGUGGCCGAAAUUAAUUCGAAUCACCGCUUAUAUCCUUCGGUUCGCAUCUCGAACUCGCCGUAUCAAAACUAACGUCAUCGAGGCGAGUCCGCUCGCUCUCUUCGCGGACGAGUGCCGAUUGGCACGAGUAUUUUGGCUCAGACGAAUCCAAGAGGAAGAGUUUCCCGGGGAACGAGAAGCGCUCUUGAGCUAA